AUGGGGUGGCCUGAAAUUCAACAGGAAGAGGCGGGGAAAGGACAAAGGGGCGGAACGCCGGAGGGGAGGCGGGGGGAACCCGGCACCAUCAACGCGAAGGGCGGUGCAGCCAAUGAGGAGGACAGGCGUGGACUUGGGGAAAGGCCGCUCCGUGAUUGGAAAGGGGAGAUUGAGAUAUGCGCCCGGGCCUAUGUCAAGAUGUGUCUCCACGCUGCCCGCUAUCCCCACACGGCCGUGAAUGGGCUGCUCUUGGCACAAAAGCGCCGGGCGACGGUGGCCGGACAGGCUGACUGCCUCUGCGUGACAGACUGCGUCCCCCUCUUCCACAGCAACUUGUCUCUCACUGUGAUGCUGGAGGUGGCUCUGAACCAGAUUGAUCUCUGGAGCGCGGAGUCGGAUUUGCUCCUUGCUGGCUACUACCAGGCCAACUCCGGGAUUGAUGACAAAAGCCCUUCCCCCCUCGCGCAAAAGACGGCUGGACGUAUCGCGGAAUUGUACGAUGACGCGGUGCUAAUAAUG
This is a messenger RNA of Gekko japonicus, 519 nucleotides long. RefSeq names its product ER membrane protein complex subunit 9 (gene EMC9). Gene Ontology annotation, cellular component: EMC complex. NCBI's taxonomy places the organism in Eukaryota, Metazoa, Chordata, Lepidosauria, Squamata, Gekkonidae. The transcript has 5 exons. The annotation marks the transcript as partial. The record is from RefSeq and is a predicted model, not a curated record.